AUGGCCCUGUUAUCAUUUCUCUGCAUCUUGAUUCAAGUUGCUGCACUGGCCGCAGCAGCUUCUUUCAAUUCCAGUGUUCGCGUGACAGACCCCUACAUUGCCACCCAAUGGAACGCCUGUCCGUCAAUAUGUGACAGUGCCAACCCCAAUGACUGGGACUUCUACCCCAACCUUCGAAUCCUUAAGUCGUGCAAAGAACCAAUGCUCCUUAACCUGAUGGUUGGCUUUCCAAAUAGCACUACGAAUCUCAAUCCCCGUCAGCCGCUGUAUGCCUGUUCGACAACAAACAACGGGUACAACAGUGCUACCUCGAAGGCCAAAGUUGCGAGCACACCAAAUGCAAGUUCUUCACGCUACUUGAACAAAGAUGUUCAGGUAGAGACCGCGUGGCGAGGGGAGGAAACAAGCCGGUAUACAUCCCACACGGGGGUCGCAGCUCAACUUGUGCAGUCGCAAUUGAAUGCCCCGUCCAGCAAAAAUGCCACUAUUGCCAUUGGGUACUCGAACGGGGUUGUCCUUGGAGCAUUCGUUGGUUCCAAAAUACAGAAAGGUAGCGACAAUGACGGCAUUCUAGGACUCUUCCAGAACAAGAUCCAACAGGGAGAACUAAACAAGUCCGGCGUCAUGAUGCAGGUCUGCGAGAGUGACCGUGCGGCAGCUUACACGCUUGGUGUUAUCGCUGAAGCAAGCCCAGAUUCUUCGCGAGCCCUGAGCGCCGUGCGAGAGGCCCUUGCGACGUGGGAUACAGGGAAAUGUGUUUCUGGAUACAGCGGGAGUUCAACAUCCACGAUCUCAGUGGGUGAGGUCGUCGAUGAGGGCCAGAACGACGGUCCUAUCUCCGGUGGCAACGGCACUAGCGUACACCGACGUGCCCAUAAGCAUUCACACGGAAAGGGACUGCUUCAUGAAAAGCACCGCCGAGCAACAUGUACCGCCAUCCAAGUCAACGACGGCGACAGUUGCAGCAAGCUUGCAAGCCGAUGCGGGAUAUCUCCUGCCGACUUCACCAAAUACAACCCAAGCAGCACGUUGUGCUCUUCCUUGCUGGCUGGGCAGCAUGUUUGCUGCUCUGCCGGUACGCUUCCGGACUAUUCUCCCCAGCCGAAUGCCGAUGGGACAUGCGCAACAUAUAACAUCCAGAACAACGAUGGUUGUAGUAAGAUUGCCGCUGCUAAGAGUAUCACGGUCAAUGAUAUCAAGGAGUGGAAUAAGAAGUCGUGGGGGUGGACGGGAUGUGAUAACAUUCAAGCUGGAGCAAAUAUUUGUGUCAGCAAGGGAGACCCACCAAUGCCAUCCACUCUGAAGAACGCCGUAUGCGGUCCACAGAAACCUGGGACUAAGAGACCGGAUAAUUGGGAUGAUAUCGAAAGCCUGAAUCCUUGCCCUCUCAAUGCGUGCUGUGAUAUUUGGGGACAAUGCGGUACUACUGCGGAGUUUUGCACAAAAACAAGCGACGGCACCAAUGGGUGUAUUUCAAACUGCGGUACUGACAUCGUUUUUGACGGGAAUGGCUUCGAUGACCAUCCUGUGCUAGUUGGUUACUAUGAAGCGUUUCAGAACAGCCGACCAUGCUUGAACCUGGAUGUGACAGCUAUCAAUAACACAGUUCAAUGGGGGGGUCAACAAGGAAGCCAUUCAUCAACAUUUUCGCAAGCUUGGGAUCAUAUCCAUUUUGCGUUCGCCAACAUCACUGAAUCAUUCGAGGUGGACGUUUCCAGCGUUCAAGAUGAGUUCGAACAGUUCAGAAAGUUUAAAUCCGCAGGCAAAAAGCCAAAGGUGUUGUCGUUUGGUGGAUGGUCAUUUUCCACGGAUUUGGACUCCUACGCCAUUUUCCGUAAGGGUGUCACCGAUGAACAGCGUUCAUUGUUUGCAUCAAAUGUCGCAAAGUUCGCUGAUGAUAAUGACCUCGACGGACUGGACUUUGAUUGGGAGUAUCCAGGGGCCCCUGAUAUCCCUGGCAUUCCCGCAGGCGAUCCCGGUGAUGGUGAUCGAUACCUUCAAUUUUUGAAAGAGGUUCGGGAUAAACUCUCCUCUGAGAAGACACUCUCCAUCGCAGCUCCUGCCUCUUACUGGUACCUCAAAGGUUUCCCGAUUGCGAAUAUCUCGUCCGUAGUUGACUACAUCGUGUACAUGACCUACGACCUGCACGGCCAGUGGGACUGGGACAAUGCUUGGUCGGUUGAUGGUUGUGAUGGCGGUGGCUGUCUCCGGUCACACGUCAACUACACGGAGAUUGUCAACUCUUUAUCGAUGAUCACCAAGGCCGGGGUGCCCAACAGCAAGAUCGUCGCAGGUCUGGCGAGCUACGGCCGGUCCUUUGGAAUGGUUGACCCAUCCUGCUAUGGACCGGAGUGCAAGUUCAAGGGGCCAGAGUCAGCGGCUAUGCCUGGAGAAUGUACGCAGACCCCGGGUUACAUUGCAAACGCAGAGAUCAACGACUGGCUGCAUGGUGAUCAGAAUAUCACCACGUACUUCGACCACGUUAGCCGAUCCACGAUCUCCUACUCGGCAAACGGCACAUGGGUGGCCUACACGGACGACAACGAGAGAAACAACAGGAUUACCGAAUGGUGGUACAACAGAACCGUCCUUGGAACAAGUCUCUGGGCGAUUGACCUGACUGAAUUCGUCGCUGAGCUCCCAGACGGCACAGUGCUGCCUCCACUGACCCUGCCCAACUGCGAUCAAGCCUUCACCAGUCUGGACGAUGUCGAAGCCUCUGCCGAUUCAAUCGAUCCGGAAUGCAUGAAUUUGUAUCUGAUCCAAGCGUUGAAGAGCAAUCUCUCCUCGUCAGUCUCGGCGUACCACGACGUCAUGAAAACGGACUACGACAAGAAAUUCGGCUGGUAUCAGGAUGCGGUCAGGGAGCAGUUCCCGCGGUCUCUUCAGGCGUUCUUGAAGGCCAAUGCCUCGAAUUACUUCGAAUGUACCUCUCAGGGUAUGGUCCCGCGGAGCGAAGAGCCGGAAGGCAAGAAUGUGAGCUCUUCGUGCCCAUCCAAUCCAAAGGAUACAGGUUACGCUAUCUUCUAUUGGACAGCGACAGACAAGGAUGGGUUUCUGGAGGACCUUGAAGACACCACAGGAAUUUCACCAGACCAGCUCGUGUGGGAGAUUGAUGCAUCGCAAUGCGUCAGUAGUCCAGACCCUUCACAGCCGAUGAUAUGCAGCGGCAGCAGGAACAUUGGCAUGCCGACCCUCCCGCCAGAUUUCACCGUCAGUAAUCCCAAGGACAUCAUCUCGGCUCGGCUCCCCAAUAUCACGACGUUCGAGGAACAAUCUACCACCAUUGCCACACUGGCAGACAGCGACCUGUACCUCGGCGACACCAUUGAUGUCGUGGACGGCGCAUCCCUCCUCGUCCUCAUGGUCUCGAACUCUAUCGCAAGCAUGAAGAGCGUCGAAAGCAUCGGCGAGGAAUAUCACAAGGAACAGGUCGAAGAAGCUAUUCUUCUCUUCGUUACUGCUUUCCUCCUCCUCAUUCCUGGCAUCGGAGAGCUCGCCGACUCUGUUGAAUUGACCUCGGUCGCAGUUACGCUACGAGCCAUCGGUGCAGCCGGUGACGCCGGAUUCGGUAUUUAUAGCGUCGUGAGUGCGAAGGAUGCGGGAGCUGGGGAAAUAUUCCUCGCUCUUUUAGGUGGCCUGGGCAUACUAGAUAUGCUCGAGGCACCGGCACUUUUUGCGAAGGCUGCCAAAGCGAGAAGGGCUAUGGAUGCCGGGGAUAUUGCAAAGCUGGGAGACGAGGUCAAGGGUGGGAUGGCUCAGAUUGACAAGUUGAAGCAGCUUUGCCGUUAG
Molecule: messenger RNA, 3792 nt
Organism: Aspergillus luchuensis
Lineage: Eukaryota; Fungi; Ascomycota; Eurotiomycetes; Eurotiales; Aspergillaceae
Exons: 4
Coding region: 1-3792 (1263 amino acids)
Biological process (GO): carbohydrate metabolic process
Molecular function (GO): chitin binding; hydrolase activity, hydrolyzing O-glycosyl compounds
Source: RefSeq, a predicted model, not a curated record